AUGCCCGGGGGUAGCAAUACCCCCUCGUCCCAGCGCUCUCGCGCGUUCUCCAUCGCUCUGUCCGGAGACGACCCCCCCGCUCGCUUCGCCACCCCGAGAAACAGCAGCAUUGCCGGUGGGAGCGUCGAAGGAACGCAGGAGUCGCAGGAGCCGCUGGACUUUGGAACGCAGGAGAAUGAUGGAGGGGAUCUGAUAUCAACACAAGGAGGCACAGAGGCUGUGCCUAGGCAAUCUGGUGUCGGGCCCGCUACGGCCAAUCGCCACCGCCAGCAAUCUGUCGCACCAGGAGGGCUCCCGGCUCUGCCGGAGGGGGCCAACAACAAGUGCCUGGCCGAGCUCAAGGUGUUGGAUCCUACGGGGCUCGGCUCCUUCGAGAGAGUGGUUAGCAUCCUGGGAAAACUGGAAGACAAGAGACUAUGCAAGCAGGAGAUUAUCCACAUCGAGAAAGGUCUAAGCAUCCUCAGUGGCCUUUAUAUGACCAACUGUGAAGCGUUGGCCCUCGAAAGGCAAAGGCUCAUAGAGUGCAUGCAGGAGACGGCGGCACUGAAGGCACAGCUCGAAGCGAUUAGCAGCGCCCUGCCAUCGGUACCGGAGGCCCCAGCGCGCCCUCCCCCGAAUCCGCCAGGGAGAAAUAGGAGAGCUAACCCGACGGGUGGACUCGGCCUUGCGGGCACGGAGCCUAGGCAUCAAGCUCCAGUGCAGUUGGCCGCCAUAUCGGUGCCUACCAGUGGGCAGGCGUCGAAUAAUGGCCCCAGGGGCAACCAAAGAGAGCUGAAUGGAGGUAGCGCCGCGGAUGGCAGUCCUGCGUGGACGGAGGUCAGGAGUCGAAGGCGUAACAGGAGUGGAUCAGUGCGCGCAAAUCCAAACCUGCAAACCGGAGGCGCCGGGACUCCCGGCCCGGGAGGAGAGGCAGGGCAGCACCGAGCAGGUUGCCCCCAGCCCCCGCGGAAAAAGGGCGUGAAGGAGGAGUUGGCCACCGACUUUAGGAGGCUAUUAGCUACUGAAGAAGGUAUGAAAUGGAGGAUCAGGGGUAUCUGGCCUGUUACCUUUGGGCUGGCGUUAGAAUGCAAUGACAAUGCCACCUUCAAGUCCAUCCUGGACAUGGGUAAGAAGGCCGAGCUCAGAUUUACAGGUGUCCCAUGUCCCAUAAAUGAGGACACCUUCCGCAAGGAACUGAGCUUGCGCAACGGCUUCAGAGGAGACUACGAGGUCGUGAGGAGACGAGGCGACAUGUGCUAG
Messenger RNA from Perkinsus marinus ATCC 50983, 1239 nucleotides. RefSeq lists its product as hypothetical. Lineage: Eukaryota; Perkinsozoa; Perkinsida; Perkinsidae. The record is from RefSeq and is a predicted model, not a curated record. The transcript is spliced from 4 exons. Bases 1 to 1239 code for a protein of 412 amino acids.